AUGCACAUCCUUGAAUCAAAGGAAAGCCUGAGGCUGACGCAUCACCACCACAGGCACGCCUUGACCGAUGAAGAGAAGGCCGAGUACAUCCGGGCCGAGAAAUGUCUGAUGUCCCAGCCAGCCCAGCUGGGCAUCAAUGGCACCAAGAACCGUUGGGACGAGCUGCAAAUGGCACACAUAAUCAUGUCCAACGACAUCCACGACGUCGGGCAAUUCUGGCCUUGGCACCGCUACUACAUGCGCAUCCAUGAGGUGCUCCUGCAGCAAGAAUGCAACUAUACCGGUGCUCAGCCUUACUGGGAUGAGCAGCGAGAUGCCGACGCUGGCCCCGUCGAGGAUGCCAGCGUUUUCGGCUCCGAUGACCUUAGCUUUGGCUCUAACGGCCGCGAGGGCGACCGAUGUGUCGUUGACGGGCCCUUUGCAAAUUCGACGCUCCGCCUCGAUCAAGCUUGGGGCGUGAUAGAAUAUGAGGAGUACUGCUUGGGCCGCAACUUCACUGCGUCGUACUGGUCGUGGGCAAACAGUACCUACGCUGACACGUGCUUCGCGGCAACGACUUAUGACGAUGCAUGGAGUUGCUAUUCCGUGAAGCCUCACAGCUCCGCUCAUCUGGCUGUUUCGGGAACACUCGAACUCCAAAGCGCCAGCCCUGGAGACCCUCUAUUUUAUCUGCAUCACGCCAACGUCGACCGUCUCUGGUGGGAGUGGCAGCAAGCGAACCUGACCUAUCGUCUUACGGACAUGGGAGGACGCAAUGUGCCAAGAGAUGACCACUUGUUGAAGAACGAAUGGAUCGCCCCUACAGCUGCCAUACUGGACUACGAUGGAGAUGAUGGGAACGUCACGACAUUGAACCAUGUGCUUUGGAUGUUGGAUAUUAUGCCAAAUGUCACUGUGGCUGAUGUGAUGGAUAUAAGAGGCGAUACGAUUUGUGCCGAGUAUAUUCAUGAGGACGAAUGA
Diaporthe amygdali is the source of this 960-nucleotide messenger RNA. Its product is annotated as amino acid transporter. Bases 1 to 960 code for a protein of 319 amino acids. The record is from RefSeq and is a predicted model, not a curated record. The transcript is spliced from 4 exons. Gene Ontology annotation, molecular function: oxidoreductase activity. Lineage: Eukaryota; Fungi; Ascomycota; Sordariomycetes; Diaporthales; Diaporthaceae.